AUGUUGGUUGUCAUACCCAACCAGAAUCUCAUGAUUGAUCUUGUUGCAUCUUGCUACAAUACUCUAAUAAGACCUUUGAUCGAGUGUUUGAAGUUCUCACCACAGAUGAAAGCUCUAACAAUGUCAGAAGAUAUUCCUCUUGUUCAUCUCUCCAAAGCUUUCUCCAUUUCAAUCUACAACAAAUCUGAAUACGUCAUCAACUUUGAGGUUUCAGACUACAAAACUUCGAUCACAAAUCCCAAUUUUUGCAAACUUUUAGGGCUUGUUAUGCCUGAAGUUAGUGUUGAUCCUGAGUCAAUUCGUGCCACCUACUUGAUCGAGAUGUUCUUCCAAAUGGACUAUAGUGGUGAUAUCUCCUUGCUAUCAAAGUUCAUAAAAUCCUUCUUACCUCCGAUGUGGAAUUGGUUGUUUAUCGUAUUGUUCAACAUCUUAUCAGAAAUGGUUUUGGGUUCUGACAGUGCAAGAAAACUUUUCUACACUUUGAUCUAUGGUUUAUACCAUGGUAUCAACAUGGACUUUGGGUCUGUUAUUUGGUCACAAUUUAUUCAAAGCACCAGUUUAUCCACACAACACACGUAA
This is a messenger RNA of Lactuca saligna, 579 nucleotides long. Lineage: Eukaryota; Viridiplantae; Streptophyta; Magnoliopsida; Asterales; Asteraceae. The record is from the annotation of a GenBank genome assembly.